AUGGCUGUCAAGUCGUUUCUUUCGUCGGCUUGGGCUGCGGUGACAGGAGCAGACGACCCUGCUACGGCCGGACUGGCAGCACUCAUCGAUGCCGUGCCUGAUGCUGCGCUUGACGAUGUCAUUGUUCUUCGCUUUGAUGACGAUCUCUCAUUGGAUGCCUUUCGGGCAGCCGGAGAGGCUGCUGAUGCUGCUGCUGCAUCGCGCGCUGCUCGGGCAGAGAGGGAGGCCGCCGCUGCAGAAGCUGCCCUUGGUCCUCCUGGAUCGGAGCAGGACGACGAUGGAGGUGAUGCGGUGGUCUCCCGCCGCUCAACCAACUCCUCGAUCAACAGCUCGCCGGGUUCGAUGAUCAUUGCGGCGUCAAUGGGUGGAGGCGGGCGAGCAGCAGGCGGACAGCAGCGGAAGCUCAUGAUUCCCGUGGAUGAGUCUGUCGGCUGCUACGCGGCGUUUGUGGCUGCGGCUGGGCUGAUGGAUGCCGAGAGCGACAUGUUGCAUGUGAUUUCGGUGGUGCCAAACGAACUGUCACGGGCUGGGCAGGAUGUGGUGGCGCUUGAUCGGGCUAAGCGAGUGGUGGCGUACUACGUCGACGCGGCGCGCUCUGCCGGCAUCGACAAUGUCAUCGGACUUGUCGGGCGGUCGUAUCACCUCGGCGAGUUCAUCUGCCUCGCGGCCGAGGGCCACGGCAUCGACCUAAUUGUUCUUGCCCGCACCCCGCGGGCGCUCGUUGGCUUCCGUCGCAAGGCGCUCGGCUCGACCGCCAAGUACGUCGCGGUCAAUGCCGGCGCAGACGUUCUCAUCGUCAAGGGCGAGUAUGUUCCGCCCAUGCCACAUGUUGCCGACUCGCGUGUUUGAGCCGUGGCUCUCCACCCUGGCCCUCCCCUCACUCCUAUCCAUAUCCCUAUCCCUCCCUAUCUUUGUUGCCUGAUCCCAGUCAGAGUACACACCUGCUGUAGAGUUCCUUACCAACACCUGAUCAACACACA
This is a messenger RNA of Thecamonas trahens ATCC 50062, 980 nucleotides long. RefSeq lists its product as uncharacterized. The coding region runs from base 1 to 849 and encodes 282 amino acids. The record is from RefSeq and is a predicted model, not a curated record. Lineage: Eukaryota; Apusomonadida; Apusomonadidae. The transcript has a single exon.